Messenger RNA from Brugia malayi, 2283 nucleotides. RefSeq lists its product as uncharacterized. Gene Ontology annotation, cellular component: NuA4 histone acetyltransferase complex. The record is from RefSeq and is a predicted model, not a curated record. The coding region runs from base 1 to 2283 and encodes 760 amino acids. The transcript has 18 exons. Gene Ontology annotation, molecular function: protein binding. NCBI's taxonomy places the organism in Eukaryota, Metazoa, Nematoda, Chromadorea, Rhabditida, Onchocercidae.
AUGAAAUAUCCAAGUAUAUCACUCAGUUGGAAGCAUGAAGAAACGCUACAACUUUUCGAACUUAUGGAGACGGAAGAUGAUUGGCUUGUGCGCAUCAAGAAACUUGUGGAAAACUUUGGUGAUGAAAGACCGGCUGGUUUUUUUACAGAAAAAAUGUGUAAAGAUGAAUUUGAACGAGUUAUGUCAAGUGGUCAUCCAGAGCAUUUCCUACGAAAGCCAGGUGAAAAAUAUUCCCGAAAAGAACUCAUUCAUGCUUGGACGGUUUAUUUAAAGAAAGAGUUAAAAAUCAAGAAAGCACAAGAGGAAGAGCUACUUUUGGUGAAAUUACGUCAGAAAGCAGAUCUUUUUAAUCGUUUAUUCUCAUCUGAUAGUGAUUUAACAGAUAAAGAAGUAGAAAAAUUAUUGGAGGAAGCUCGCGAAGAAGAUAGUACGCGUGAUCAAGAAGUCGUUCAAAAGGAAAUUGAAAUUGGUACAAAAAAUUUAAAAGAAUAUCUAAUCCUUCACGAAACAAAUCCAAUUAAAUAUCCACAGUUGAAGAUCAUCAUACCACCGUCUCAUCCAUCCCAAUCGUCCGCCAAUGAGGCACCAUUUUCUCCAAUUAAGCCUCUUUUCGAAGGCCUUUCCUUCCAACCAAAGAUAACUUCACAGACAAAAGCAUCGUCUGUUGUAAAUACCACUUCUGGAUCUCCCUUAUGCAGGAAGAUCAGCAGUCCACAGCAUCCAAGUGCUUCGGAAAUGUUGGCUAGCGAAUCUUCAGAUGGUGCCGAAAUAUUAUCAUCUACUCAAGGAAGAUUACGAACACAAUCAGUUAGCUCACGACCACAAUCACUGACUGGAAAUAAUGCAUCAUCCUGUCAAACCGAAGCAAUAGAAAACUCCGAAAGCUUUACAUCACAGUCAGUAUCAAGUGAGUUGAUCCUUAAGUCACCCUCGAGAAGUAAUACUGACGAAAUUCAGGCUGCUACAUCAGGGACACCAGAUGAGGCUAAAUUACCUUGUGUUACCACCGAAAAUGAAAUGGAGGAAGGAAUGAGCUCAACGGUAGAAGAGAUAGUUGAAAAGAAAGAAACGGUGAAAACAAGACGGACUCAAAAAAUUGUUACGCGGUCAUCGGGUAGCUCAAGUAACAUGGAUAGUGAAAUAGCAUUACCAGUGCAUCAUGAACAUUCCUUAAGAAAUCGUCGUUUUUCUGCUGCUUCCUCCAUUUCCAUGAAAAGUCCAAAAACAUCCGAUUUUAUGAGCAAAGAGGAGAAAAAUGUUGUGGAGGAAGAGGAUGAAGGAAAAUUACGACGAUCAGAAAGAUGUCAGGCAAAGGUUGAAAUAGAAGCUAGUGCAUGUGUAGUACCUGCACAAACAGGAAGACGAAAGCGAACAGCAAAGUUGGAAAUUGUUGGUAAUAAUGAGGAAGAAGUGAAGGCAUCACCUGCUAAACGACGGCGAUUGUCCAGCAAAGAUGUUGAAAAUGCUGAGAAAAAGGAUGUUAAAUAUCGAGUCGAAAGCAACAUUGAGUUGCAAUCAAGUCCAGAACCUGAAAAAGAAGUGAAACAUGCUGUGGAGGGUGAAUCAGAUGAUGAUAAAAAACUUGUCGAUUUACGCACAAGAAGUCGAACAUCAAAAGUAGUUGUUUCUACUGGUGAGAAAUUGAAAUCAGGAACAUCUUCAGAAACUUCUUCAGUUAGAUCGCCAAAAAGAAGUGCAGUUGUAACACGUUCAAGUCGUCGACAAACAAGAAGACGUGGUUCAACUGAUGGUGAUGUAGAACAGAAAGCUCUUAUGGUUACUGCAUGGCGAAUGGUUUCCAGUCAUCGACAUGCUGCUAUUUUUGCCCAUCCUGUAUCUGAUCGAGAUGCUCGAGGUUACUCAAAAACCGUUAAAAGUCGUAUGGAUUUGAGCACGUUAAAGAAGCAGCUAGAUGGUGGUAAUCUGUCAGGAAUGAGUGAUUUUAAGCGGAAUGUACUACUAAUGUUUGCAAAUGCAGUAAUGUUCAAUAGUACAGGUCAUGAUGUAAAUCAUUAUGCAAAAGAAAUGGCUGUUGAUACGUUGAGCUCACUGAAGAUGCUGCAAAAAGAUGUAUUAUUUGUUCGAGGUACAACACAUAUGACUCGAAGGAGUGCUGCAUUUGCAGCAGAAGAGGCUAAAUUUGAACGUUCAAGAUUUUCAAGCCCACGUGUCACUCCUAUAAAUUCGGAAGAGCCUGGUAAAGAGAAAACAUCUGACAAUGCUUCACGAGAAGCUAGCGAAACUCCAAAAACAUCACGUAGCGGAAGAACUUGUAAAGAAUGA